GCGAGCGUGCGGGCGGGGAGGGAAACAGAGGAGCGACUGUUGAGUGGGGCAGGACUCCGGGAGAAAUGGUGGGAGUUGCAGAAUGCUAAAGUCUCCGAGGGAAGUGGGACACAAGUGAUCCUACUGCGUGGAGAAGGCACGGCGAUGCGUGAAGGCGAGUGCGAGAGAGGAGCGCAGGAGCGGGGAUAAAAUACGAGGGGACAUUUUACACCAGGGGACACUGAUGAGAGUGGACAGCCGCGCAGAGGAUUACGGGCGAUCGGGUCCCAGGGUCAACGCUAUGCAGCCAAGCAGAGGUAUGGACAGCGAUGGUCAGCAGGGCAGCCCACACAGACGUCAGGACACACGGAGGUCAUCUAAAAGCAAGGCUCCCCCUCCUCCACCAGUGUUGCAUGGUACGUGUGUGUCACCAAGUGAUCCCACAUUCCCCCACACUGCUAUGGAGCAGAAGGAGAAUCUGUUGGAGCAGGAGCUGCUGCUGACAGUGGUGCUGCCUGAGGGAGUGGAGAAAACUACAGCUGUACAUGGCAGUAAGCCCAUGAUAGACCUGUUGGUGAUGCUGUGUGCAAAGUACCAUCUGAACCCAUCAGGCCACACCAUCGAGUUGGUCUCCACCAACAGGAACCACAUCAAGUUCAAGCCCAAUGCCCUUAUUGGAGCGAUGCAGGCUGAGAAGGUUCUGCUCAAGCCCAAAGGCAUGGAGGACAGAAAAAAUACUGGGCCACAGAUGCCAGAGGCUACAGUGCGUAUGGUCAUAAAUUAUAAGAAGACCCAGAAGACAAUUUUGCGGGUGAACCCUCGACUCCCGCUGCAGGAGCUACUGCCUGCUAUCUGUGAGAAAUGUGAAUUUCAGCCACAGAGCACUGUGCUGCUACAGAAUGUGCACUCAGAGGAGCCGCUGGACCUGAGCAGCUCCCUCAGUGAGCUUGGGCUCAGGGAAGUUUAUGCAAGAGACACAAGAGUUAUUAGUCCAGCAAGCUUCCCUCCAUCACCAACCCAGUCAGCAGAUAUAAUUCAACCAGGCAAGGACAAACUCCAGAAAGAAAAAGAGAAUAAAGGGCUGUUUGGCAUGUUUAAAAGAGGAAGUAAGAAGAAACAGGAUCAGGCUUCGACGGUAAGUGCACCAGCGUCCCCGGUCCACAGGAAACAGAGGCCCGUCAGCAUGAGCUCCCUCAGCACACACUCGCCUACAUAUGACUCCAACACCAUGCCUUCAGACACACCGAAGAAGAGGCGUGCCCCCCUGCCUCCUAACAUGAUGCCCUCUGACCUCAGUCAAAACAGCAACGCUCAACCGUCCACUCAGCAUGAUGGAAACCAGAUCACUGGAGCUCUGAGUCGUAGCUCCUCAGCCGGAUCCUCCUUGAAGAGGAGCAAGAGGAAGGCCCCGCCGCCCCCCACCUCCCCCGGCAGUCUCCCAGCAGCUCCUGAAGAAGCUCUGCAGGACAAGGCUGUGACAGGGUUGCCAUCGGCUCUUGAGGAGAUCCAGGAGAAAGAGGAGAGUCCUAUGUCCACAGAGGCCCUUGUUACCCCUGUGAGCUCCAGUCCUGCAAGAGCCAGUCCUAUCAGCCCCAAUCCUGAGAGCCCCAGCUCUUUACAGGAGCUGCUGGAGGAUGACAGCAGCAUCAACCUGUCUGCUGACGUGUCCCUGGACUCAGGUAGAGCAGGCACUGCCUCACCCUCUCAAGACUCAGAGAUGGAGAGCGUGGCGCCACCCGGAGGAAACUCAGAAGAAGUGUCAUGUGAUUUGACCACAGAUGGCAAACUAGCUGCAGACUCAGAAGUGAAUUCAGAUCAGCCAGAGACUGAUGCUCCACCACAGACAGCAGAUGAUGCUGAUUUUAAGGACAGCACUGAAGCAGCCUUUUUGACUGCUGAAGACUACACAACUACAAAGGAAGAGAGUACUUCCACAACAGUCAUCUCACAGGACAGUACAUUCCAGGGUCCUGCCUCAUCACACACAUAUGCAAUCACACAAACUCAGCGAGCAGAGCCUCAGGCACCUCCUAGGCCCGGUCCUGUGGAAGCCUCAGGGCAAGGGGUGCAGAAUGCUACCCCCACUGUAGCCAGCAUGAGUCAUACGCACAUGCAAAUUCAAACAGAUAUGUGGUGCAAGUCUACUGAAAACGAGCCUUCAACCAAACCAACUGGGCUGAUCCCUGCUCCGCCCUCAGCCUCACCCAGCUCAAAGCGGGACAUGGCUACAUCUACGGAGGAGCUCCAGAUGCCAGGCAUUCAGCAAGCUUUGGUUCACAGUCCUGAGACACAGACAUCCAUAUGCACUCACACCCCUGAGAGCCAGACAUCAACACAUACCCUGGAUUCUGAGGGUCAGCUGUCCACACAGAUUCCCUUAGCCACUAAAGCAGGCAGCUUGCAGUACAUUGCAGAGUCCGAGCCUAAGCCCAAACCCUCCAACGAGCUCACCCGUGACUAUAUCCCCAAAGUGGGCAUGACCACCUACACCAUUGUGCCUCAGAGGUCCUUGGACAAGCUGCGAUUCUUUGAGGUGGAGUUGACACUUGAAUCCCCCAGCAUGGCUGGAGCUCAGGAGCAGAGUGGUGAGGGUUUGGAAGGUUUGGGGCAUCCCCUAGGUAUGCCAUUCCAGUCUACAGCGCAUCCUCAUUCCACAAAUGGCCCUGCUGCGCCGCUUAAGUCUGGCAGCAGUGAACUGCCCCACUCUGUUCCCUCAUCUCCAGCAUUGCCUGAGGCUGGUGGCUUCUCUUUCACAGCAGAUAGAGGAGGCCCUGAGGUUAAGGAGAAGAAAGCUCCACCUGCGACCAGACCCAAACCAGCUUCUUUCUGCUUACCACAGCACAAAAGAACACCUGGGAGUUAUGUAAGCUCAGCAGCAGUGCGGAGCAUGAGUGUGAGUGACAGCAGUAGCAGCAGCACUGCCAGAGGGGGCCAGAGGGAGGCCCUAGGCAGCCCACUUAGAGAGAGUUACCCUGGCGCAACACAAGAGAACUUCCCUCCUCCACCACCUAUCCAAUGUACAGAGAAAAAAGAGACUGCAGAAGUACAGCAUGUUGCUUCACCACUACCUCUUCUGAAACAGGAAGAGCCAGAGUUAGCUACUCCAGUGCUCUCACCAAGAGAAGCUGAAGGACGCCCCUUGUUGCCCCGCCAGAUGAGUCUUCCUUCCAGGGAGCCAACUGCUGGCCUGAGUCUGGAGAAGCUGCGUAGCUUUGCGGCACCCAAGCCAUACUCACCUACCACACCAUCCCGCUUUGCCCAGGCUGUCUCUUCCGCAGUAAAAAGGUCACAGUCCCUUAGCGUCAGUCCCGUGGGGCAUUAUGGCCACAAGGUGCCCCUAGCACUCACCCAACGCAGUCCCAUCAGAGAGUCUCUUGACUCCCUUGAGUCACCCACUAGCACUGAUGUAGACAGUGGAUACGAACAGCGGAGGGCCAACAGUGAAACUUCCGCAGACUGCAGUGGCCUAGCACUGAGUGCUCCUCAUACUGAAGCUGAGGGCAUGUGGAAGAAUGGAACGACCGAUCUCUCAUCAGGUUCUGUGGUGUCUCCUGUGACAUGUCCUGUGCCGAGGAGUUUGCAAGAUGCAGCACAGUGUGAGGAGGAAUAAAGUGUCUCUCCACUUCAGCUUUGAUCCCACUGUGCCUUAGUGUGCUCUUAUAAGCUUAGUGCCUCUGUCCUUUGGACUUUCCAACCAUCCCACACGUUUUUCGUUUUCUGUCUACACUGAGGACAAUGCAGCUCAGCGUCUUUAAACCAGGGCAGUUUCGGCCUGGGGGACUAGAGCUCCUUGUUCUAAUGUUCCUGAUCUGAUUCAGUUCAUCAAAGGGUUGAGGAUUAGUUGAUAAGUUGAAAAAGGUGUGUUAGGGUACAGAAGAAUCUAAACUGUGCACUGCUGUGGCCUAGGACUGCAAAUGCCAAUCCCUACUGUAAACUGCCUUCUGGUCUCUUUUCUAUCCACAGUAUGCCUGAGUAUGAGUGUGGAAAUUAAACCGAUCUAGGGUCAGUUUUUGCCCCUCAUAUCUUAUUGAUUGUAAAAAAAAGACUGGCUUUUAUACCAGCACUCUUACUUGGAAAUAUUUAAUGCAGUAUAUAUCGUCCUGGCUGCCUUGUAAUAUUGAGCAAACAUGGAGCACCUGAGGGAACUAAAUCACUGGGGUUUAAACCUCUGACCUAACUUAUUAUGCAGGAGACUUACUGAGUCUGUAAUUGUUUGGAGAUUUAUCAGCAUGUGUUGUGUUUAUUUUAUUCCCACUCAAAUUUAUUACGUUGAGAUCUUUAUUAAUUGUCAUAUGUUGAAACAUUUAUAUUGAUUCUGAACCUUGUUGAAUUGUUUUAUUUGAUUUCCAUUAAUUAUGAAUAUGUUCAGUUUUAUGAAAGAUGGUUUGUGUUUUUCUUUAACUUAUUAGGCGUAGGAUGUAGAAUACUGUUAUCAGCCGUGGAAAAAGGUACUCAAGUACACCGAACUGGUGUUGUUGUAUACCUGUGUGCACGUAUACUGAACACAUACCUUUUGUGCUGGUAAACACUACUAGUACGCAUUACAUAAUUGUAAAUUACAUGGAUCACAAUGAAGUAAGCUGUAUGUAAUGGCGUGCACAUACACAUAGAUUAUAAUGCAUAUGUGGGUGUUAUGCAUAACAAACAAAUAAGAGGGCUGCCAAAAAACCAGUUAAUGUUUUCAACAAAGCUGAGCUAAGAGAGAAAGACACUGCUCAUGCUGAAAAUACUGCUGUAAUAUCUGAAAUGAUUCCCAGUCUGUGCAUUAAAGUAUAACACAUGAGUCAUUCAUGAA
Pygocentrus nattereri (red-bellied piranha) is the source of this 4774-nucleotide messenger RNA. It is a transcript of the gene cobll1b, whose product is annotated as cordon-bleu WH2 repeat protein-like 1b. The record is from RefSeq and is a predicted model, not a curated record. Gene Ontology annotation, molecular function: actin monomer binding. The transcript has 14 exons. The coding region runs from base 224 to 3589 and encodes 1121 amino acids. NCBI's taxonomy places the organism in Eukaryota, Metazoa, Chordata, Actinopteri, Characiformes, Serrasalmidae.